AUGGACAUUCAUAAUUUGAUUGAAUUGGGUAUUCCAGAGAAAGUAAUUGCAAAAAAAUUCAUCGACGAGUAUCUUAAUCCUACUGAAAAUAUACAUGAAGCAUUAUCUGUAUUUAUAAGCUUUUUGAUCAAUAUAAGUACAGGAAAUAAGACCAAAUUAACAAGAUAUGAUAUCAAUUUAAUUGAGAAUUUAAAUUUUAAAAAUAUUUUCAAUGGUCUCAAACCUCAUGAAUUGGAAAAUUUACUGAAUUCCAAGGAAUAUGAUAACAUUGUACUUGAAAUGUUAACAUAUAUGGGCACAAAGAAUUAUACAAAAACUUUUCAAAAAUUUUUUAAUAAAAUCAUGACAUUUUUAAAAGCGAUGCAGCAGUCUGACAUCAAAGGAUUAAUUGAUUUGUCUACUUUUUUUAGAAUUUUUGAAAAUUUUUGCAUCGUAAGUAAAGUGGAAGAAAAAUGGCUGGAUAUUUGUGGGGAAUACAUGUCAUUGGCUUAUACAGGAUUUCUAUCACCUUAUUUUGGAUUCUAUGCUUUAGAUCGGAAUUUUGAUAAUUUAUUGAAAGAGAUUAUUGAUUUAAGCCCACACAACAUAUUUUUUGAAGACACAUUUAAGAGAGAAUCUUAUAUCAAAAAAGUUUUCGACAUCAUCGAUAAAUUCUAUGUUUCUGAUAUUGCAAAAUCAACAAUUGUCACCUUCGUAAAUGAUAUAAAUUCUAAACUAAUUCACAUUUUUAAAAAAGAGGCAAGCGAAAUAACUAAUAAAAUUAUUAGAGAGUUUUUGGCAAGUAAUGUGGAAAUUGGAGAAGCAAUUUUUCACUCUUUUGGUGUUGAAAAUUUAAAGAUCGAAGACUUGCUCGCACUACAGUUUGGUGAAUUUAAAGCUGAAGGAAUUCUAACUGCAGUAUUUUUAAAUGGCAAAAAUUACGAUAUUGGGGCAUACACCAUUAAACUGUAUUGUGAUUGCGUUUGUUUAUUAAAACAAAGUUAUGAAGUGGGCGAUCUCAAAAUAGAAAAUAUGGAAAGCAAAUUGUAUUCACUUGUAGUAACUUUAAUCGAAUAUUUAAUAACAAAAGCUUAUGAUGUGAAAAAUGUCGAUUUUAUAUUUAAGUCAGUUUACGUGUUUUCAAAGUUCUUGCCAAUAUUAUAUGAAUAUAAGGAUAAAAUGGACAUUCAACAAUUGACGUAUUACUACAACCAUACUGCAGAGACAGUUUUUCUUUUCGCUUUCAAUAAUGAGGCAGUUUGGGAAGAUUUAGAUAAAGAACUAAAAACAAAACUAUUGCUAAAAUUUUUUAUAUAUAUGCAUAAUUCUACAUCUCGAUUAACCAAAAUAUCAAAUUCAAAAUCGAUUUGCAAGAUUUUAAUGCUAACUGGUGCAGAACAUUCUUACAACAAUGAAUUAUAUAAUUUAGUAGAAGUGUUAUUAGAAAACCUUAAAGAUGAAUUUAUAAAUAUUUAUGUAAAUAUAUUAUUUAACAUUGAUUUAAGUCCCACUGAACCGCUGUAUGUUCUGGCUAUUGAUAAUAUUCGUAAGAUAUAUAAAGAGAAAUUUCCUGUAAAAGAUUCAAUAGCUAAAAGCGAAACCACAUUUUUGAGUAUCGAUGCAGCCGUAUUUUUUACGUUAUUAGAAAAAAUACAAUUUAAUUUGGAACGUAGAUCAAACAAUAAAGAUGUUAACUCUUCUAAUACUCUCGGAAAUGUUUUGAAAUGCUUGGAUUUUUUUGAUGAACAACGUUUAGAAUUUUCAAAUGAUCAAAGAAAUUUUCAACCUUAA
Messenger RNA from Condylostylus longicornis, 1770 nucleotides. RefSeq lists its product as uncharacterized. The record is from RefSeq and is a predicted model, not a curated record. The transcript has 11 exons. Lineage: Eukaryota; Metazoa; Arthropoda; Insecta; Diptera; Dolichopodidae. Bases 1 to 1770 code for a protein of 589 amino acids.